AUGGGUACUUCACCAGAAUCAACUGCGACCGACUUGGAACAAGCACAUCCUGAAAAUGCGGGGAAUCGAAGUGGAGAUAUCGCUGAUGUCGACUAUUCGGUCUUUACCGUUAGCCAAAGGCGAUAUAUUGUUUUCAUGGCUUCGUGGGCUGGGUUCUUCUCUCCCGUUUCGUCGCAGAUCUACUUCCCGGCUUUAAAUACUCUCGCCAAAGACCUUCAUGUCUCAAAUUCUUUGAUUAAUCUGACCUUGACUAGCUACAUGAUCUUUCAAGGACUGUCGCCCAUGUUCAUUGGUGAUUUCGCCGAUAAAGCUGGAAGACGACCAGCCUAUGUCGUGUGCUUCACAAUCUAUAUCGCGGCUAAUAUCGGCUUGGCUUUGCAAAAUAAUUAUGCGGCGCUUUUCGUUCUCCGAUGCCUGCAAAGUGCGGGAAGCAGCACCACCAUCGCACUCUCGUCGGGCGUAGUCUCGGACGUGGCGACUGCAUCUCAGCGUGGCUCAUACAUGGGCCUUGUGACAGCGGGUUCUCUCCUAGGGCCCUCGGUGGGUCCAGUGAUUGGAGGUCUCCUUGCUCAGUACCUUGGCUGGAGGUCCAUAUUUUGGUUCCUCGUCAUCUUCUCGGGGGCGUUCAUGGUUCCGUUCCUAAUGUUCUUCCCCGAAACAGCCCGUGGUGUCGUUGGCGAUGGAUCUUUGCCGCCUCAGAAAUGGAACAUGUCUCUGAUCAGCUAUUUGAGGUCCCGGAAAGCUCGUGACGAAGGUGUCGAGUCACCAGCCGGCACAAAGCAGAAGCUCAGUUUUCCCAACCCAUUGCAGACACUGGCCAUCGUAUUCCAGAAAGAUACCAGCAUCGUCUUGUUCUGCAACGCGAUUCUCUUCGCUGGCUUCUACGAUGUCAGUGCGACAAUUCCGUCGAUCUUCAACGAACUAUACGGUCUGGACGACCUGCAGAUCGGCCUGUGCUACAUUCCCUUUGGACUUGGCGCGAGCAUUGCAUCAAUUUUGAAUGGUAGAUUCCUCGACUACAAUUAUCGCCGUAUUGCGAAUAGCAUAAACUUCCCGUUGGUGAAGAACCGCCACGCGGAUCUGCGGAAUUUCCCAAUCGAAAAAGCUCGUCUUCAGAUCGCCUUUCCAAUGCUAGCAAUUGGAAGUCUGAGCAUCCUCGCAUUUGGUUGGUGUUUGAACUUUGGUGUCCAUCUCGCUGCGCCUACCACCAUUCUAUUCUUAAUGGGCCUUACCCUCACAGGCGCUUUCAACACAGUCAGCACCCUGCUGGUGGACUUUUACCCCACCCAGGCAGCCAAAGCUACAGCCGCCAACAAUUUUGUGCGAUGUUUGCUCGGAGCUGGCGCGACUGCCCUUAUCGACCCUAUGCUCUCGUCCAUGGGUCGUGGAUGGUGUUUCACAUUUAUUUCUCUGGUCAUGCUUUGUACGUCUCCGCUGCUCUUGAUCGAGAUCCACAACGGUCCUAAAUGGCGUGAAGAGCGCCGUUUGAAAGAAGAAGCGAAGAAGCUCGGGAGUAUCACAUCCCCUGUAGCCGCGAGGCAGAACGAGAAGUCUGUUACAGAUGCUUAA
Penicillium atrosanguineum is the source of this 1569-nucleotide messenger RNA. RefSeq names its product MFS transporter. Bases 1 to 1569 code for a protein of 522 amino acids. Gene Ontology annotation, biological process: transmembrane transport. Gene Ontology annotation, molecular function: transmembrane transporter activity. Lineage: Eukaryota; Fungi; Ascomycota; Eurotiomycetes; Eurotiales; Aspergillaceae. The record is from RefSeq and is a predicted model, not a curated record. The transcript is spliced from 2 exons.